Molecule: messenger RNA, 2607 nt
Organism: Oikopleura dioica
Lineage: Eukaryota; Metazoa; Chordata; Appendicularia; Copelata; Oikopleuridae
Source: the annotation of a GenBank genome assembly
AUGAAUAGGCAGCAGGCUCUCAAGCCAAAAUUGUCAAAGGAGCCACGAGUUUCCCAUCACCGGGAAGAAAUGAAGGAGCCUCAAAACCACAAUGACGAGUAUUUGGACGCUCGGGGCUUUCAAAUCCUCGAUGCUGAUUAUCUUGGCCGUUCCAAAGAGCGGCUGGAUGAGCAGCUCCAAAGUAUCAAGACGCGGAUCUCGUCGACGCUGAUGAACUACGAGCAAGAUAUGGAACUCUGCGAAGAGGCGGAAAUUGAGCAAGUCUGCAAAUUUCACUGGGCCUCGGAUAUUGAAGCAGUAGAAGAGUACAUCAAGAACGACGAGUUCCGCCGUGGUUUCCAAGAAGAUGUGCAAGUCCUGGUGGUGGGGCGCAAAACCGUUGACCGAAAGCGCACACAUGUCCUUCGAGGAAUUCUCCAAGCUCUCGAGCAAUCCGCUGAAGAGUUUGGAUCAGAAGACAUGGAUCUUGCCUCCGAGUACGACAGCGCAAACGGUCUCAAGCGGCUGCAAAAUGCGCUCAACUCAACUCAACAGCUCAUUGAUAGGCUUGACGGCCUUGCGCCAGAUAUUCUAAAUGUCAUUUCGAACAGUAAGUCAGAUGUCAAGCAGACACAGAAUCGAAAUCUACAGACAAAACUCAACAAAAUUCGCAAGAAAAUGAAGACAUUAACGAACACAAUCGCCAAGUCAAAGGAAGACUACGACGAUCUGUUAACAGAAUCAAUGACUCGCCAGGCGAAGAUCUUUCUUCUCGACCAGCGAAUAGAAGAGCUUUCCGAAAAAAUAAAAGACUUUGACAAGCGAGAAGCGAAAGUAAAAUCAGACCACAAAAAAGAAGUCAAGGAAAUUCUGAAAACGCGAGACCUGGUUUUGGAAGCGCAAGAAGACAAGAUUUUGAACUUGGAAAGCUACAUCGCAGAACUCAAGAAAGAGAAUCAAAAAAUCGACGAAACAAAAGAAGAAGAGCGAGAAACAUCUCCAAAAGUCGAAAAGCUUCCCUUACUCGUUCCAGCGAAACCUACAAGCCUCGAAAAAGGACCCUCGCUGAUCACAUGUCCGUAUCCACUCGUUGGGAAGACCUCUAAAGGCGCGAUAGAGAGCUCUUUAGUCAAGCAAAUUUCAAGAGAAGACAUUUCUGUCAUCCCGUCUAAAGUCAUCUCGCUGGGAAAAUCAUCGUCAGAUCUUCGUGUUCUUCCCAACUUGACCGCCUCCACAGUGGAGUCCACUUCAUCAGAAAUAAACGACUUUUGCGAUAUGAAAGAAGACGUAGACAUAACGCUCCACGAAGUAGCUCAAGCACUGGCCUCGCCGAGUCAGAAAAACCUCUCUUCAAAUAGCAUUUCGCUUCAGAACAUGUCUUCACAAACUGACAUCCAAAACAGCGCCUCAGAUACGAUCCGACGACUUGAGCCCAAAUCCCGGCCGAUAGGAGCAGUAGCUGCGAAAUUGGAACAAGUGAAACGAGUCAAGCAAGAAAUGAGAGCUUUCAACUUUUUCGCCGAAUUCGUCAAUAAACUCAACGAGACCUGCGAAUUGCCGAAUUCAAAUGUGGAACUCAGCCCAAUCGACGGGGAGGAACUAAAGAAGCUGACUCUCGCGGAGCUGCGAAAAACCGCAAAAGAAUUUUGCGAAGCAGCUGAUCACGUGAGAACACGAGCGCUAGAAAUGGUCGACAGAACGAUGCGACGAAACAAGGUGGAAGUAAAAUACAUUCAAGAGCAGCGAGAAAAAGAUAAAACGACUCUGACUCGAAUGCGAUUGCCCCAGAAAUCCGAAGAAGAACUAAUACGCGAAGAAAAUAGCAGCAAAAGAGAACAAAUGCAACAGAAGCAUCAGCGUAAAUCGGUGCCAUUAGAUCCAUUGGUUGAUCCCAAUCCAGCAGAAGUUCAGUCAGUCAUUUUGAGGAACAAGUCAGAAAUCAACAUCAAUUUUCCGAGCGUCGAUUUGGGAAACUGCGCGAAUUUAGGAAAAAAUAGUCGAAACAGAAGCAGCGCGCAUCAAAUUCACGAUCGUCAAAUCUCAAAAUCUUCAUUUCAUCAUGGACCAGUCGACGACAUAAAUCACGACGGGGACAACAUAAGCAUUUGCUCAAUGGCCGAAACCGCCCUGGAUCCUGCUUGUCUUGAAUUCGCGGUGGAUUGGGUCGACCGUCUCAAGAAACUGCCCCAAGCGCCGGAAAUCUUCGAAAAGCUGGAAAAAAUAACACUCUUGGAGGGUCGCCGCAAAUCAAUGAAAACCGAGUUCAAUAAAGCGAUUCUGCAGAUUCAGGAAGAAGUGAACAAAAUGGUGAAAGAGGCGUCGCUCAAUUUGGUCAAGGAAGGGAAACCAUCCUUCAAGCCGGAUUUACUCGGCUUAGAAGUUAAAGGAAAGCGGAAGAUAGUUACUUUGCGCGUCAAUAACGGAGACCAAGACUGCAAUGAAGGAGGAAGUGUUUCCACGAUUCCAGUGGCCAUCGAUAGCAACCUUCAUUUAAAGAAGUCAACGGUUACUCCAGCUCAUUCUAGCGCCUUGUCAAGGGUUUCGAAGAUAUUGAAUCAGUACUCAUUAGCUUCUAUCAACCCUAGAAAAUAUGAAAUCCAUGAAAGACCGUCCGAAAGCCAGUUCUGA